Molecule: messenger RNA, 768 nt
Organism: Diutina rugosa
Lineage: Eukaryota; Fungi; Ascomycota; Pichiomycetes; Serinales; Debaryomycetaceae
Product: tRNA methyltransferase
Exons: 1
Coding region: 1-768 (255 amino acids)
Biological process (GO): tRNA methylation
Cellular component (GO): cytoplasm
Molecular function (GO): tRNA methyltransferase activity
Source: RefSeq, a predicted model, not a curated record
AUGCUAGAUCCAUUUGAACAAAAGAAGCAAGCCAUCAUCACCGAGAUAUCGGCAACACUGUCAGACCUACCCGAUGCAAGUCCCAAAGGUACCAUUGAUGAAUUCUGUUGGCCUGUGAUCAAUAUAAUAAACCGCCAUUCCGAUAUGGUCACGACGUCUCUGUGUCUGGGGAGAGUAUCGGUGUUUCUUGAGGGCCACAAGGGUGAUUUGAAGGAAGGGGAAAUGAAGAUUGGGGCCAAAGGUAACGAAGGCAGAUGGCUAUUUGUCACUCACGAUCCUAAGGACUUGCCGGGAUGGCACAAGCAAAUUAGCUUCAAGUAUACCACAGAGUACCCUCUUGAUCCCACAACCCGCUACAUUUUAUUCAAGUUUGAACCCUUAAUUUUACACGUCAAAUGCAGGGAUGUGGCCACGGCAACUCAGCUUUAUAAUACCGCCAUGGGGUGUGGGUUUCGGGAGUCGGGGAUUGGCAGCCACAACAACGUGGCUAUCCGCACCAGUAUCAAGCUAGAUGUUCCCAUUGGAUAUCUAGGAGAGAACGAUGAGUUGGUUUGCUUUGUUACCCCGGAAUAUCUCGAUUUGAUCACCACUUUAAGUGACAAUCGCUUCCAGGAGAAUUUUAAGAAGAUGCGGGCAAUUGAAAGGGCCAUCGAAGGCAUGGAGGUGAAAGAGCAAGUGAAGGUAGAAACAAAAGAGGAGAGACGGGAAAGGAAACGUCUCGAAGGGUUAGCUCGUCAGCAGCAGCUUCGUGAAGGUCGCACCGCUUAA